AUGAACUCACCGAAUGCAGAAGCACUGAUGUCCCGAGUGAUAAUUGGGUUAGAAACUUUUCGAGCCACGCCGGAUUUGCAAUCCGUCGCCGAGGAUUUAGAGCGACUUAUUGUCGUAAAACCAACGUAUAAAUUUUUGGUCUUUCAAAACUGGAUAAUCACAACAGUUCGGAAAAUGCUUUUCGCAUUCUCGUUGACGUCGGGGAAAAAAUCGACUAUGAAUCUCCAUAUUUUUGGGUGUGGCUUGACUACGUCCAAACGGACUGGGAGGUAA
Messenger RNA from Plasmopara halstedii, 273 nucleotides. RefSeq lists its product as uncharacterized. The coding region runs from base 1 to 273 and encodes 90 amino acids. NCBI's taxonomy places the organism in Eukaryota, Oomycota, Peronosporomycetes, Peronosporales, Peronosporaceae. The transcript has 2 exons. The record is from RefSeq and is a predicted model, not a curated record.